This is a messenger RNA of Branchiostoma floridae (Florida lancelet), 4620 nucleotides long. Its product is annotated as E3 ubiquitin-protein ligase SMURF2-like. Gene Ontology annotation, biological process: negative regulation of BMP signaling pathway; ubiquitin-dependent protein catabolic process. NCBI's taxonomy places the organism in Eukaryota, Metazoa, Chordata, Leptocardii, Amphioxiformes, Branchiostomatidae. Bases 12 to 2513 code for a protein of 833 amino acids. The record is from RefSeq and is a predicted model, not a curated record. Gene Ontology annotation, molecular function: protein binding; ubiquitin protein ligase activity. The transcript is spliced from 19 exons.
GAUGGAUCUCCAUGCGCCCACGGCGUCCUGAGUCACAUCCGGGCACUGCGCCCAUGACGUCAGGCUGCCAGAUCCGCCAUUGUGUCGGUGGUGGGUCCGAAGCUCGGAGAAUGAACGGCGGUUCACAUUUGGCCAUGUCUCGGCCAGGAGGACCGCGGAACGGGGCGAUGAAAAUACGUCUGACAGUGUUAUGUGCCAGAAAUGUGUCCAAAAAAGACUUCUUCAGAUUACCAGACCCCUUUGCCAAGAUAAGUGUGGAUGGGUCGGGCCAGUGCCACUCCACAGACACAUGUAAGAACACACUGGACCCCAAGUGGAAUCAACACUACGACUUGUUUAUUGGCAAGAAUGACUCCAUCACCAUCAGUAUCUGGAACCAUAAAAAGGUGCACAAGAAGCAGGGUGCUGGCUUCCUGGGGUGUGUCCGCAUCAUGGCUAACGCUAUUGCUAGGUUAAAGGACACAGGGUAUCAGAGACUAGACUUAUGUAAAAAGAAUCCUGACGACAACGACAAUAUCAGGGGCCAAGUAGUAGUGAGUCUUAUGUCGCGAGACAGAGGGAUAGGGGAUAGAAGUGCGGUUGUUGACCACAGAGGGAUCCCAACUGCCGUGUGUUUAGAUGCCAACGAGCUUCCAGAGGGUUGGGAAGAGAGAAGAACGUCGUCAGGACGGGUCCAGUACCUGAACCACAUCACCAGAUCUGUACAGUGGGACAGACCACAGAGACCAGCCAUAGAAUAUACCCCCAGUAGUAGAGAUAGAGACAGAGAAAACGAGGAAAGACAGGCUAGACGGGCGAGCCAACUUCUAGAGCUGCAACAACAACAACAAUUGCAACAACAGCUUGCACAACAACAACAACAGCAACAACAACAACAACAGGCUGCUGCUCAGGGAGAAUCUUCUAGGAACAACGGAGUAUCGAGACGGAGAUCCUCACAGAGACAUCGGAACUACAUCAACAGAUCUGAACUACACCGACUGGAGCUUCCUGAGGGAUAUGAACAAAGAACGACCCAGCAGGGGCAGGUGUACUUCCUGCACACACAGACAGGUGUCAGCACCUGGCACGACCCUAGGGUACCCAGGGACCUGGGGGAUAUCAGUGAAGAGGACCUGGGACAGCUGCCCCCUGGAUGGGAGAUCCGACACACGGCCACAGGAAGGGUAUACUUUGUAGACCACAACAACAGAACGACCCAGUUCACAGAUCCUAGACUGUCUUCUAAUCUACAUAAUAUUCUCAAUAAACACCAGCAGAGACAACAGACCACGCCCCCAGCCCCGCCCCUGCCCCAGCAGGCCCCGCCCUCCCUCCACAGCUGCGACCUGCACAUCCUGGAGCAGCAGCCGCCCAAGUACAAGCGGGACCUGCACCAGAAGCUGAAGAACCUGCGGGCGGAGCUGUCCCAGCUGCAGCCGCAGGCAGGGCACUGCAGGAUCGAGGUGUCCAGGGAGGAGAUCUUCGAGGAGUCCUACAGGCAGGUUAUGAAGAUGAGACCUAAGGACCUCAGGAAGAGACUGAUGGUCAAGUUCAAGGGAGAAGAAGGGUUGGACUACGGAGGAGUCGCAAGAGAGUGGUUGUACCUGCUUUCCCACGAGAUGUUGAACCCGUACUACGGACUGUUCCAGUACUCCCGGGAGUCAGACUACACGCUACAGAUCAACCCAGACUCAGGAGUCAACCCUGAACAUCUGUCCUACUUCCACUUUGUUGGGCGGAUUAUCGGCAUGGCGAUCUUCCAUGGACACUACAUCGACGGGGGCUUCACCCUCCCUCUCUACAAGCAGCUACUCGGCAAGCCUAUCUCACUGGACGAUAUGGAAUCUGUGGACCCUGAUCUACAUAGAAGUCUGAUCUGGAUACUAGAAAACGAUAUUACAGGCAUUCUGGACAACUCCUUCUGUGUGGAACAAGACUCUUUUGGUGCACUCCAGACCCACGAACUCAAACCCAAUGGCUCCGACAUCCCUGUCACUGAAGACAACAAGAAAGAAUAUGUCAAGUUGUAUGUCCAGUGGAGGUUCCUACACGGAAUCGAGGCCCAGUUCCUGUCCCUGCAGAAGGGCCUUCAGGAGAUCAUCCCCCCACAUCUGCUCAGACCUUUCGAUGAGAAAGAGUUGGAGCUGAUGGUGACAGGCUUAGGUAAGAUCGACAUCGAUGACUGGAAGGCCCACACCAGGUUAAAGCACUGCACGCCAGACUCCACAGUGGUGAAGUGGUUCUGGCGGGCCGUGGAGUCGUUUGAUGAUGAGAGAAGAGCGCGCUUACUCCAGUUUGUGACAGGCUCAUCGCGGGUCCCUCUGCAGGGGUUCAAGGCUCUACAAGGUUCCACAGGGGCAGCAGGCCCGAGGCUCUUCACGAUUCACCAGAUCGACGCCAGCACUGAUAACCUACCCAAGGCUCACACAUGCUUCAACCGGAUCGACAUCCCUCCAUAUGAGAAUUACGAGAAACUAUUGGAAAAACUAACCUGUGCUGUGGAAGAGACAUGUGGAUUUGCUGUGGAGUGAUGGAAAACCUGCAAGUCAACAUGUUGCUAUCCUGCCCUCCCCCUUCACGAAUGGUCUGUUCCAAGAGGAAGAGUAUCAGAAGACUGUUGUAUUCAAUUAUAGAAUGUUCCAUUCGUGCGGGGGGCGGGGCUGUGCAUAUGAAAGCAAGAAUUGAAAUGGUUACACAGAUGCUGUAUUGUGUAUAUGUGCAUAACAGAAGAAAAGAGAGAUCAUCCAACUUUAUGGACAUUUCAUAACAAUUUUGUACAAAUUUUGAGCUUCCUUAAUUUAUUUGAAAGUCUGCGACACUGCUUUGUGAAUGGGUUGUGCCUUAGUUAGCCAAGCUUUUAGCAUGACACAAGGCAGUGCACUUAUCGAACUGAUAAACUCUGUUUUUUUCUAGCCCUCUCCUUGAAUUUUCACCAAGAUUGUAAAUAAUUCUGUUUGUCACACCAGCCACACCAUUUUGUCUAGUCUGUAUCUAAGAACUGUUUUUAAAGUAAAUUAAGAGAAAAGAUAUCAUCCAAAUGUAUCCAACAGUUUUUAACGACAAAUGAAGGUGUAUUGUCCCCUUCUUCUUCACCCCCAUCCCCCAUUGCUUCCAGCCAAAUUUGCACAGAAUAGGUUAUGCAGUAGUUUCUUGGCUGGUGUUCCAAACAGAGUGGUAGUAGGUUGGUAGUUUUAUGUAGAUAGAACUUGAGAAGGAGAAGGCUUGUUUGCAUGUUUACUGGUGUCAAAAUUUGUAGAUCACAGGCAUUAUUUAAGGACCCCUUAACAGUAAAAUGUGUUGAAUUGUGGCUUGUGAUUGUCUCUUGGCUAUUGCUUUAUGCUGAUGAACACAGAAACCACCCACUUGUGACAGUGGUGUAGUCUAAGUCAAAGGAAAAACAGGUUCGUCAGAGGUAUGUCUAUCAUUUGGAUGUACCAUUUUGGUAGGCAUGGGUCGAUUAGCGUGUUUUCAACCUGCACUUUCCAUAGAUAUUAAUAUAUAUAGCUCAACAGGUAUUUUAGUAACUCCAGAAAAUGCAGUGAGCUUGCCAGGAAAACACAGAAGAAGAAGAAGAAAAGGAAAUUUAUAUUUUAUGACCACAUUUUUCACAGCCGGUAAAAACACUUUGUCUAUUGCAGAUGAACAGGUAUAUUUUUUAAUGGUUUCCACAGUAAUACUGUAAAAUGGUUUCAUUUGGUGGGGCUACAUUCUAACAGCCAUGGUGGCAAACUGGUAGGCUUUUGCUUUUGUGAAGCAUUCUUCGAAUGAUAAAUGUGAACUGAUCUGCAUCCAUUUUUCUGUUUAGAAAUGUACAUUUUGUGAUUCAGACCUAAAUCUGCCAAAUUUGCAAAAAAAUGAACACUUGCCAAAUUCUCUGUACAUCUCAUCAUUGCCCAACUAAAUUCACAAAUUUAUGUGUUCAAUGUACUGUUCUUAAUAUGUAUGCUUCGUGAAAGAUGUUUUAACGAAAAAAGUACCAAUUGACCAGCUUUUUCUGUGCAUAUCAGUUCCAUAGACUCAUAAAUUGAGUCAGAACUACUAGAAAAGUGGCACAUAGACAGCUCCUUGCAGAUAACAAUGGAACUGCACUCGAAAUUCAUCACAGUAUUUACUGCCAUUGCUUUGUUAGACCUCACAAAUUUUAGGGGCCCCACUUUUUUUUAUUGUAAUGGCUGCUGAAACUAUUAAUGAGGAAUUAACCCUACUUUGGAAACCAGUAUCCCUAUAGUAUAACUGCCCUUAAAUGUGCUACUUUUGUCGUGUUUUUGACCUGUACAUAAGUGCCAAUGUCUGCUUUCCUCUGCAGUGCCACCCUCCCCAGUUAGUCUAUAUGAUGCCAGUAUUGUGGAAAUGUUCCUCAUGUUCUCACCGCACCCAGCACGGAGUGGUGACUGUGUAGGCAUGUGUAUAGGUACCAGCCUCUCUGUACAAGUACGCAACCACAUAUUUAGUAGAUAUGAUAAUAUUGUGUAAAUUAUUUCAUAAUUCACAGUAAUUUAUGUGUAUAUCUCUCCACUGAACAUGUACAAUUUGGUCCGGCUGCAGAACCUAAGGUGACACUUAAGUUGUCAUGUAAUAUGACCCACAAUUGUGUACAGACAAAAUAAAACCCAAGUUUGGUUUCAUUUUUUACCUCAA